Molecule: messenger RNA, 1425 nt
Organism: Adineta steineri
Lineage: Eukaryota; Metazoa; Rotifera; Eurotatoria; Adinetida; Adinetidae
Source: the annotation of a GenBank genome assembly
AUGAAUCAAUCAACAAAUGUUGAAGUACGUGGAAAGUAUCAUGAUAAUAUAUGGGGUAUAGACCAAGAAGAAAUAUAUAGUCUUGAUCUAUGGAUAUUUCCAAUGGAGAAUAAAACCGAAGAACCAAUAUUUACAUUUGAAGGUGCUGUUAUUCAACAAGUUCAAGGUAUACAAUCUGGUCGAUGGUCAAUGGAACAAACAAUUUAUGAUAAAUUAAAUCUAACAACUGAUUUACCUAAUGCUGAUCAUAAAACAUAUUUAGAUACAAUUCUAAAAGAUUAUUGCAUGAAAAGAGUAUGGACUGAUUCACCAAUAAUAAAAGAUAUAUCACAUUUACUUCCAUCACCUAAUCAAAUUCUUAAUAAUCAACUUAAUUCUAUUAGUAAUCAAGAUUUAAUUGAAUCAAUCGAACCAUGUAAUGAAUUAGCUGCUUAUUAUGCUCAAAUGGUAAUUAAAGAUCUUGAUUUAAAUCAACAACAUCAUCCAUUAUUAAAUGCAUGUCGUUCUCUUGCUUCAACUUUACAUAACGAAGUAACAUGGCAUUCAACACAUCUUUGUCUUAUUCAAUUAAUCGAAUGUUUUCCUCGUUUAAAAUCAUUUUUAAUCAUAUUAAAUAAAUAUGGUUUACAUUUAAAAGAUAUUCUUAGUGGAGAAAAAAAUGGAUUAGAUAUAUUUCUUGGUGAUGAUGAAAUUGAACAAAUUUUUCAGCAAAUUAAAACUCUUAUAAGUGCAACUAAAACACAACAAAUUUUUCAUUCGAUUUGUCAACAUCUACAAUUACAAUAUGAACAAACUAAAGAUGAUUCAUUUCAGAAUUAUCGAUUACGUAUAUUAUGGUUAACUGACAGUGAUUGCUCAGAUGUUUUACCUAUUCUUGAUCUUCUUCUUAAUUUAUCACAACAAACAGGUUUAUUAAUUGAUUUACAUUAUGCAGAUUCUGAUCCAGUACAACUUGCAAAUGCUCAACAAACAUUUAAUACACAUCUAACUAAUCAAACAAAAAAUUUAUCUAUUAUUUAUGAUGAAACAAUUGAUAUAUAUGAUAGUAAAACACUUGAAAAAAUACCAUUUGAAUCAUUUGAUAUUAUAUUUUCUGCAAAUCAACUUGAAGGAAAUCAAGAUUUAACAAAUUGUUUAAUUGAUCUGCGUCAUUUACUUGUUCCUACUGGUUUUCUUUUAUUACUUGAAUUAGUUCAUGUUCCUCUUUAUUUUGAUCUUAUUUUUGGUUUCAUUGAUCAAUGGUGGUCAUCUGACGAUAAUAAUCGUGCAGUAAAUAAUAUUCAACAAUGGACAACAUUAUUAGAACAAAUCCAAGGAUUUAAUUUUAUUGAAUCAACAUUAAAUGAAAAUGAAAGUACAUUAAUUAUUAGUCAAAAAACAAUAUCAAAUGAUAUAUUACAAAGACUUGAUGAACGAAUAAAUUAA